AUGACAACCGAGCUGAUGUCGUUGGUUCAAGGGAUAGACGAGCCCCUGAGGGAGUUCAUCACAAGAUUCAACAAGGAGGAAACAACCUUCCCAAAUAUGAGCCAGGAGGUAGCGCUACUAGCAAUGCAGAGUGGCUUACUACCGGGAUCACCGUUCAGAGCGUAUAUGGGGCGUAAGAGCCUCAAAACACUUGCUGAAGCGCUGGGAAAAGCGCACGAGUUCAUCAAAGCAGACGAGACUGACAGAGCAAUGCUGGGUAGAAAAGCACAUGGUGACUCAUUUAAGCGGUCAGAGGUCACCCGGGCAGAGAACCCACCCAGAGUGGACCAACCGAGCAGGGCUGAGCAAAACCGCAGAGAAGCGGACAGAGCAGUAGGACUGAGAAGGUGUCAUAUAUUCAGCGUAGAUAAAGCUGACGACAAGUGGCAGAGACCCCCGAGGAUGGUUAACAGGAAUCGUGAUACCAACAAGUGGUCUGACUUUCAUAGGGACCAUGGUCACACCACUGAAGAAUGCACACACUUGAAGGACAACAUAGAGGACUUAGUUAGGAGAGGGUACUUGAAUCAGUUUAAGCAGCACGAUGACCUUCCCAGAAGGAGGGAUGAGGAUAGAGCAGGCCUCCCCGACCGCAGAGGAGGUCAUAGGGGCCCAACCGGAGGCAGAGACAUAGAUGGCAGGCCAGAAGGCAGAGUGUAUGUGAUCAGCGGGGGUCUAGUACAUGGGGGAACAGUUAACAGAGCACAGGCUGACCUGCGGGCGAUGAUACAUCAAAUAAAUUACAAUGAUAAGCGUAGAUGGCCACCUCUUCCCCCGCAGGAGGUGGAUAGAAUACUGAUAGACGGAGGCAGCUCAACCAACAUCAUAUACAUUAGUGCAUUCAACGAGCUGAAUUUGGACAAAAAAGACCUGAAGUGGGUGAGCUACGAAGUCACCGGGUUUAACGGGUCGAGGCUUAGCCCAGAGGGUAUAAUCGAACUCUCAGUCCGAGUAGGGGAAAGAUCAAGAAGGCGUGAUGUCCGGGCAGAGUUCCUUGUGAUAAACUUCCCUUCACCCUACAAUGUGAUCAAGGGAAGACCGCUCAUCCACAAGAUAGGCGGGGUGGUAUCCACCUAUCACCUUGCCAUGGCCUACGCAAGUAAUGAGGGACGGUUAGCAAAGCUCAGGGGAAGUCAGAAGACAACCCAGCAAUGUUACAUAACUGCCCUAAAGCAGCCCGCAAAAACCAGACAUCAGCCUAGUUCUGAGAGAAGGCCCUCUGAGCAACCUGAGAGGAAGUCGAGGAAAAGGAAGCGUGAAGAAUAUCACAGGGAAAAGAAUAAACAGAAGUUAGCAAUGGAGAACUUCGAGCCUGCAAAAGAGGAAAUGGCCAGGCCACUUCCCAGUGGGGAGCAUGUCACAGUUGAGCUCACAGAAGGUGACCCCUUAAGGACGGUGGAAAUCGGGAAAGGCAUUGAUCCAGGAGUAGGGGUACACCUCAUAGAGAUAAUGAGCAAGAACAAAGACGUUUUUGCAAUUUCCGCAGAUGAGAUGCACGAAAUUAACCCAACAGUCAUGGUACACAGGCUGAAUGUGAAGGAGGAUAUUAAGCCAGUUAGGUAG
Chenopodium quinoa (quinoa) is the source of this 1602-nucleotide messenger RNA. RefSeq lists its product as uncharacterized. Lineage: Eukaryota; Viridiplantae; Streptophyta; Magnoliopsida; Caryophyllales; Amaranthaceae. The transcript is spliced from 3 exons. The record is from RefSeq and is a predicted model, not a curated record. Bases 1 to 1602 code for a protein of 533 amino acids.